CCUCCCCCACACAACUCAUUGCGCCGUUUGUGUUUUUCUUCUCUCUACGACUUUUGAGAUUUCCGGAGAAGGUUUACAACUGUGGGAAAUUCUUUCUUUCUGGCUUUUGCUUGCUUGAGUAUAUAAUUUGAUGGAAGAUUUGAAGGUUAAGAAGAGGGGCCGUGAUGAAACGGAGGGGCCCGAGUCGGAGAUCGACUCGCCGGAGGUGAAGCGGCUCAGGGAGAAUCUCUUGGAUAGUUUGGAUGAUGAUUCUGAGUUUUGCACUACCACUCAGGACCUUGACUCGUUCAUGAAGAGCUUCGAGGAGGAGAUUACUGCCUCUCCGUCGUCUGCCGCCGACGGAAAUGCCGCCCAGGCGGUGGAGACGGUUUUGGUUUCCGGCGAGUCUCGGCCGGAUCUGGGAUACUUGUUGGAGGCUUCUGAUGACGAGCUUGGGCUUCCGCCGACGGCGUCCUCUCCUGGUGGAGCUGAGAAUGAGUUGAGGGCUGAGUUGGUUCGGGUUGAGUCCGACUCGUCUGACCUCGGAAGCGAGUUUUGGGAGAUCCCGAGUUACGACCCGUUUGGGUUUGGAUGCGGGGAGACGGAGCCCGACUACAGUAGCGGUACCGGUGAAUACGUGGCGUUGGAUGGGUUGUUUGACUAUUCGGAUAUGGGGUUCGGGUCGGGUGACAUUCCAUGGAGACCCGAAACGUUGCCGGCCCAAUAGGACAGAGCCUCUUUUUUGGUUGCCCUUUAGGCAUAGGAUACUGUUGAUACGUUUUCUAUUUAUUUUUUGAACUUUUUCUAUUUGAUACUGAAAUUGAAAAUAUGGUUGAUGAGUACACGUACGCCUAUGGGAAUUGCCUGCGAAUUAUGGCGAAAUUUGAGGAACAAAGCAGCUGCACUGAAUAUUAAAUUUUAAUUAUCUCAUUUACUAAUGAAAGCACGCUU
This is a messenger RNA of Sesamum indicum (sesame), 930 nucleotides long. RefSeq lists its product as uncharacterized. NCBI's taxonomy places the organism in Eukaryota, Viridiplantae, Streptophyta, Magnoliopsida, Lamiales, Pedaliaceae. The record is from RefSeq and is a predicted model, not a curated record.